Molecule: messenger RNA, 970 nt
Organism: Cariama cristata (Red-legged seriema)
Lineage: Eukaryota; Metazoa; Chordata; Aves; Cariamiformes; Cariamidae
Gene: RWDD3
Product: RWD domain containing 3
Exons: 4
Coding region: 162-722 (186 amino acids)
Biological process (GO): positive regulation of hypoxia-inducible factor-1alpha signaling pathway; positive regulation of protein sumoylation
Source: RefSeq, a predicted model, not a curated record
ACAAACAGACGCAUGGAAUCACAUUUAGAAUUCAAAUCAGUGUGAAAGAACUGCUGGAUACAGACAUACUUUUAAAGCUGUUAUUUCAUUUACCAGUCAAUUAUCCAUCAACUCCACCCGAUAUUUCUGUUAACUCAGACCAACUUACAAGGGCCCAGUGUAUGGACGUGAAAGAUAAAUUACUUGAACAAGCAAAGAAACAUCUUUCUGAACCCAUGGUACACGAUCUAAUUCUUUGGAUACAGCAGAAUCUUAAAUAUGUCAUUAAGCAAUCAGCAACAGUUUGCAAUGAAAAAACUACUUUGUCAAAAGGAACAAGUGCAGAGGAUGGUAUCUGGAUGCUCCUUUUGCAUUUAGAUCACAUGAGAGCAAAGGCAAAAUAUGUCAAAAUUGUGGAAAAAUGGGCUUCGGAUCUAAGGCUGACUGGAAGACUGAUGUUCAUGGGCAAGAUAAUAUUGAUUCUUCUUCAGGGUGACAGGAGCAACAUUAAGGAGUACUUGAUUCUUCAGAAAACUUCUAAGGUAGAUGUGGACUCAAGCGGAAAGAAAUGCAAAGAGAAAAUGAUCAGUGUGCUGUGUGAGACAAAAGUACAGUCACAGCAUAAAAGGUUUCAGACGUUUGAAGUCAAAGAAUAUUCAACACUGGAUGAGCUACAAAAAGAAUUUGAAACUGCAGGACUUACAACUCUUUUCUCUGAGUUUGUGCCUCCGCUCUUAAAAUAAAACUAAAAGAAAACACUGGACUCUUUGACCAAAGCAGUACUUGGCUGCAGAUGCUGAUGGAAGAUAAAAGGACUAAUUUGGCAAACAACGUUAAAGGUUUUCUGCAAAAAGUGCCAGAAGUAGCCAUCCUCUUGCAAGGAGGAGAAGGCAAUUCAUACAUUAAGAAUAGAUAAUUUUUUGACAUUUAUGUAUUAAUAACUUUUUCCAAGGAAUGUGGAGUUAAUUGUGAUAAUUGCAUGGCAAGCAUG